This is a messenger RNA of Amaranthus tricolor (Joseph's coat), 934 nucleotides long. RefSeq lists its product as uncharacterized. The record is from RefSeq and is a predicted model, not a curated record. NCBI's taxonomy places the organism in Eukaryota, Viridiplantae, Streptophyta, Magnoliopsida, Caryophyllales, Amaranthaceae. Bases 175 to 708 code for a protein of 177 amino acids. The transcript has 4 exons.
UCUUAUGUUUGGAUAAUCUGGGAGAUAUUUUUCAGCAUUGCACAUAUAAAUUUGUAAGAGAAAAGGAAAUCCAGAUUCAAGAUCAGCCUCAUAAAAAAAGCCAAAAAAAAAAAAAGUGAAGAGAAGCAAGCAAGAGAAAGAGAAUAUCACUGAAAGAGGCAAAACGUCGAAUACAUGGCGUGCAGGAUAGUCUUACGAACGGUUUUCUCUACGGAACCAUGGCUGCUACCAUCUUCUUCGAACCGAUUUCCUCCCAUUAGGCCGUCCCAGGCUCAUCAUCAGCUGAAAAUGGGUUCGGGUUUUCGGGAUAACGAGACCCAUUUCUUCCACAGGCUUAGUUGCUCUGCUCAGGAUGACCAAGGUCCCCCGCAAGAAGCUGUUCUCAAAGCCAUUUCUGAAGUUUCAAAGACGGAAGGAAGGGUCGGACAAACUACAAAUGUUGUCAUUGGAGGGACAGUAACUGAUGACUCUACCAAUGAAUGGCUGGAUUUGGACCAAAAGGUGAACUCAUACCCUACAGUAAGAGGAUUUACAGCUAUUGGAACUGGUGGCGAGGAUUUUGUUCAUUCAAUGGUCGUAGCUGUUGAGUCGGUCCUUCAGCAACCCAUCCCCGAGCUAACAACAAGGAUGAGGGAGAUGGAAACGAGGAAAGCGAUACAGAGGAACUUGCUGAAGCAGAGGAAGAGGAGGAGUCUGACUUGGACUUAGCUUGGAAAAUGCUUGAUCUUGCUAGGGCCAUUUCGGAAAAGCACUCUAGGGAGACAAUGGACAAUCCAAGAACAAUCCAAAUUCCAAACUUUAAACUUGAAAAGCAGAGCAAUAAUCAAGAACAAUCCAGAUUCCAGAACAAUCCAGAACAACUUAAAAAGCAGACAAUGAAAUUUAAACAAACAACAAUUAAAUUUAAGCAAACAACAAACAACAAUCCAGAAAA